This is a messenger RNA of Adineta steineri, 1419 nucleotides long. The record is from the annotation of a GenBank genome assembly. NCBI's taxonomy places the organism in Eukaryota, Metazoa, Rotifera, Eurotatoria, Adinetida, Adinetidae.
AUGCAACAAGAUUCGUCGAUAAAAGCUAUUCAUGAUUUAGCCCGACGAAGUAAAAUAUUUGUUGAAUAUCGACUUGACAAAGAAUCUGGUCCAGCACAUGCAAAAAUGUAUACUGUUAGACUUCAUUUAGGUGAUAAAGAUUAUGUUGGUACUGAACGAAGUAUCAAGUUAGCACAACGUGCAGCUGCUCAAUCAGCUCUUAAUGAUCAUGAUAUUUCACAAAUAAAUAUUCAAUCACCAACUAUUGCAUUAAAUGCUUGGGCUAGUCGAAACCAUAUUCCUAUUCAAUAUGUUUUACGCAAAGAACAAUUUCUUUCAACAUCACCAAAUCGUUCUCAUAUUUUAUUUUAUUAUCGUGUUUAUCUCGGUCAUGAUUUAUAUUUUGAUGGUCAUGGUCCUACACAUCAACAAGCUCGUGUAAAUUGUGCUCUAAAUGCAUUUUAUUUCUUACGUCAAAAUCAAUUAUCUCCUCCAUCAACACCACAAUUAAAUUUUUCAUCAUGUUCUUCUCCUAUAUCAAAAAGCAAACAUUCAACUAAAUCUGAAAUAUCACUUAUGUAUGAACGUGCUAAACAACUUGGUCUUUCUGUUCAUAUUGAAUUUCUUGAUCGAUUUACAGUAACAUAUCAUAUUGGAGGACAAUAUUCUGCUACGGGAAAAGGUUUUAAUAAACAUUCUGCUAAACAAGCAGCUGCAGAAAAAAUGUUAAAAAUUUUACCAACAACUGAUCUUCAAUCAACUAUUAAUCCUAUAACACGUAUUUAUCAAUUCGCUCAAGCUCGACAAGUUAAAAUUGAAUUUAUUCCAAUAUCUAAUAAAGAUACUUAUAUUUUUCAAAUUAAAUUUGGUGAUAAUACUAUUGUUGAAGGACAAGGAAAAACUAAACAAAUGGCUAAACGAGCUGCAGCUGAAAUUUUACUUGAUAAAUUAGAUCCAAUUGUUGUUUUACCACCACCACCAGCUAAAGGUUUACUUAAACGUGAUGGAAAUAAAGAGAAUAUAACUAAACAAGAAAAAAAACAUGUACAUUUUGUUGAAGAAGUUAUUAAAAAAGAUGAACAAUUAUCUUCUCGACAAUCACCACCAUCACCAUCAUCAUCGAAUAUGUCUUGUUCAAAUAAACAACAAUUAAUUGAAGCUUGUCAAAAAUUUCAAAUUCAUUUAGAAUAUUUAGAUGAAAUGAUUAAAAAUGAAAAUUCUAAUAGUUCACGCUAUCAAUCUAUAGUUAGUUUAUCAACCAGUAAUCGUCUUCUUGCACAAUUUCGUGGUUAUGGUCCAACAUUAUUACGUGCACAAGAGAAUGCAUCAUCAGCAGCUUGGAAUAAUUUAAGACAAUUAUUUAAUGAAUCUAUUCAAGCAUCAUGCAAAUCAAAAAAACAAGAGAAAAAUAAUCAACAAAUUUCUAUUCAACUACAAUAA